AUGGUCAUAGUUGUGGCAGAAAAUGAUGUAUUGACUAUGCUGGGAAGAGGAGCCACCAUGAGAGCACUAGGAAGGUCCAUAAGAGCAGGAGCUGGACUAGUGAGGAACAUUAGAGUUAUGAUGGUCCCCAUGAGAUUCCUGAGGAUGGCAGAGAGUUUAUCCUUUGGACCAGUUUUUCAAACGGAGAGCAAAGUUGGCUAUUAUCAGCUCAACUCCAUUGAGCAUGAGAAAAUGGAUAAUGAUACUGAGUUCAUCAACAUUGGUUUUGGCAAGAUUGCAUAUGAUCAAAAGAAGCUGAUUUGGUUCCAUGAGAAAGGGCAAGAAGUUUUAGCGGCAGCAGUGAAGGAAAAUGUGAACACAAAAACAGAGGCAGUUGCUUCGUUGAUAAUACUGAGUUUUACUUGUCACAUUUAUAUUUUUUGGCAGUGGAAUUUUCGCAUUGGUUUCACUCCUCGUGAGGGUUUGGUUAUUUAUUCAGUUGCAUAUGUUGAUGGUAAUCGAGGUCGGAGGCCUGUAGCCCACAGAUUAAGCUUUGUUGAGAUGGUGGUUCCUUAUGGAGAUCCAAACGAUCCACACUAUAGGAAAAAUGCAUUUGAUGCAGGGGAAGAUGGGCUGGGCAAAAAUGCGCAUUCCCUUAAGAAGGGUUGUGAUUGUUUGGGUUAUGUCAAGUACUUUGAUGCUCAUUUCACCAAUUUCACUGGAGGUAUUGAAACGAUAGAAAACUGUGUUUGUUUACAUGAAGAGGAUCAUGGGAUCCUCUGGAAGCAUCAAGACUGGAGAACAGGUUUAGCUGAAGUUAGAAGAUCUAGGAGGUUGACUGUAUCUUUUAUAUGCACUGUGGCCAACUAUGAGUAUGGAUUUUUCUGGCAUUUCUACCAGGAUGGGAAAAUUGAAGCUGAGGUUAAGCUCACGGGGAUUCUCAGUUUAGGAGCACUUCCACCAGGGGAGACAAGAAAAUAUGGUACAACUAUCGCACCAGGACUAUAUGCACCCGUUCAUCAACACUUUUUUGUGGCUCGAAUGGACAUGGCAGUUGAUUGCAGACCAGGUGAAGCAUAUAAUCAGGUGGUUGAGGUGAAUGUUAAAGUUGAAGAACCAGGAAAGAAUAAUGUUCAUAAUAAUGCCUUCUACGCUGAAGAGGAACUUCUUACAUCUGAAUUACAAGCAAUGCGUGACUGUAAUCCUUUAACUGCUCGACACUGGAUUAUAAGAAACACAAGAAAUGUUAAUCGGACGGGGCAACUGACUGGCUACAAGCUGGUGCCUGGUUCAAAUUGUUUGCCAUUGGCUGGUUCUGAAGCCAAAUUCCUAAGAAGAGCUACUUUUCUGAAACAUAAUCUUUGGGUCACACCUUUUGCGCAUGAUGAAAUGUAUCCUGGAGGAGUUCCCAAUCAAAAUCCACGUGUUGGGGAGGGAUUGGCUACUUGGGUGAAGCAAAAUCGAUCUCUGGAAGAAACUGAUAUAGUUCUUUGGUAUGUAUUUGGAGUUACUCAUAUUCCUCGACUAGAAGACUGGCCUGUCAUGCCAGUGGAACGCAUUGGUUUCAUGCUUACGCCACACGGAUUCUUUAACUGCUCACCUGCUGUAGACGUCCCUCCAAGUGCAAGUGAUUUGGAUAUAAAGGAAAAUGGGAUUGCGUCGAAGCCUCUGCAGAGUGGGCUCCUCUCAAAAAUCUGAAAUUUUCAUAUGUGUGGGAGAUUAAUCCUUAGUUAUAGAGUAAUGGUCUUUUUAUCAUAUUCAUGCGGACGCCAAAAAUUCUAUUUAAAGAAAUCCUGUAUGAUUCCGAGAAGAUUUAAUUUUAAUUCA
Carica papaya (papaya) is the source of this 1806-nucleotide messenger RNA. The record is from RefSeq and is a predicted model, not a curated record. NCBI's taxonomy places the organism in Eukaryota, Viridiplantae, Streptophyta, Magnoliopsida, Brassicales, Caricaceae.